CAGGCGCUCGGCUCUGCCUGCCCCGCGUCCUCUGCGGCUGGCUAGCCGGAGCGCGGUCGCCCCGUCGAGCUCCCCCGAGGGCAUGCAGCAGCCGCUGGACACUGGGCUCCUGGGCUCUGCGGCGCGGGCGAGCGAGAGCGGAUGUGCAGCUCUUCUCCACAAUGAAUGAGUGUCACUAUGACAAGCGGAUGGACUUCUUUUACAACAAGAGUAACGCAGACACAGCCGACGAGUGGACAGGGACAAAGCUGGUCAUCGUCCUGUGUGUCGGGACAUUUUUCUGCCUCUUUAUCUUUUUUUCUAACUCCCUAGUCAUUGCAGCAGUGAUCACAAACAGGAAGUUCCACUUUCCCUUCUACUACCUGCUGGCUAACUUAGCUGCUGCAGACUUCUUUGCUGGAAUCGCCUAUGUAUUUCUGAUGUUUAACACUGGCCCAGUGUCCAAAACGUUGACUGUCAACCGCUGGUUUCUGCGACAGGGGCUCCUGGACGCAAGCCUGACUGCCUCUCUGGCCAACUUGCUGGUUAUUGCAGUGGAAAGGCACAUGUCAAUCAUGAGGAUGCGGGUCCACAGCAACUUGACCAAAAAGAGGGUGACACUGCUCAUUCUGUUGGUGUGGGCCAUUGCCAUCUUUAUGGGGGCGGUUCCCACACUGGGCUGGAAUUGCCUCUGCAACAUCUCUGCCUGCUCUUCCCUGGCCCCCAUUUACAGCAGGAGUUACCUCAUUUUCUGGACCGUGUCAAACCUCUUGGCCUUCUUCAUCAUGGUGGUGGUAUAUGUGCGUAUCUACAUGUAUGUCAAGAGGAAAACCAACGUGUUGUCUCCACACACGAGUGGCUCCAUCAGCCGCCGGAGGGCUCCCAUGAAGCUAAUGAAGACGGUGAUGACUGUCUUAGGUGCGUUCGUGGUGUGCUGGACCCCAGGUCUAGUGGUGCUGCUGCUGGACGGCCUGAACUGCAAGCAGUGUAACGUGCAGCAUGUGAAGCGCUGGUUCCUGCUGCUGGCGCUGCUCAACUCUGUCAUGAACCCCAUCAUCUACUCCUACAAGGACGAGGACAUGUACAGCACCAUGAGGAAGAUGAUCUGCUGUGCCUCGCAGGACAGCAGCACUGAGCGGCGCCCCUCCCGCAUCCCCUCCACCAUCCACAGCAGGAGUGACACGGGCAGCCAGUACCUGGAGGACAGCAUCAGCCAGGGCCCUGUGUGCACUAAAAAUGGCUCCUAAACCAAAGGUGUUUUUCUACCCUCUUCCCCUGGGGAAAGAGCUUUUGAGAAUCCUCGCCUGUCUAACAAAGCCCAUGCAUGGACAGCGUUGUUUGUGGUCUCCAUGAGUCACUGCUGGGGUUUUUAAGUUUUCAUUGUCAAGGAAGAUAAGACACCGUGUUUAGUGAAAGUGCACAGAAAAGGAAGACAGAAACAGGAGUUCCUGCUUGUUGUCUGUGGACAGCUCAAGACAUCCUCCAGCUCUGGGCUCUGCGACCAUCUUGCCGCCAUUAUCUCUAUGUUUUCAAAGAUAGCGUUGAAGGGUCUAGGUCAAAAGAAACAGUAAAUAAUGGUACUUGAGCCUGCUUGAGUGGCUGCUAGACUAUAGGUAGUUGUUUCUGCAUGUGUUCAAAAUGUUCAAAAAUGCUUUAGCAGUGGGCUUUGUUUUCACCAAAGAAACUUUGGCCAAGAGCUAGAUGUACUGUAGGAAUCUGGGAAAAAAACCGGUACAAGUUCUGGAGUAAACUUGAUUUAUAACUAGAUGAACUUUCUGAGGAAAAACAUUUAU
Onychomys torridus (southern grasshopper mouse) is the source of this 1772-nucleotide messenger RNA. It is a transcript of the gene Lpar3, whose product is annotated as lysophosphatidic acid receptor 3. Gene Ontology annotation, biological process: G protein-coupled receptor signaling pathway. Gene Ontology annotation, cellular component: membrane. Lineage: Eukaryota; Metazoa; Chordata; Mammalia; Rodentia; Cricetidae. The coding region runs from base 162 to 1226 and encodes 354 amino acids. The record is from RefSeq and is a predicted model, not a curated record. Gene Ontology annotation, molecular function: lysophosphatidic acid receptor activity. The transcript has 3 exons.